UCUCUAUAAAUUCAAGUCUUCAAUUUCACAGCUAUUCAUCUGCACUCAAAUUUUUAUAGCUUUCAAUUCCUUGUUUUACUCAGUUUUCUGUCCAUCGAUGGCAACACCCCCAAUCGCUCAUGAAUCUUUUGCUUGGGAAUACGAUGUGUUCUUGAGCUUCAGAGGUGAGGAUACACGCAAAACUUUCACUGAUCAUCUUUAUUCUGCGCUGUGUCAAACCGGAAUCCGCACAUUUAGAGACGACGAAGAACUCAGAAGGGGUGAAUAUCUUGCUCCUGAGCUCACGAGAGCAAUUCAAAAUUCGAGAAUCUCUAUGAUAGUCUUCUCAAAAGACUAUGCAUCCUCUAGGUGGUGCCUUGAUGAAGUUUUGCAAAUUGUGGAGUGUAAGGAGAAGGGAAAACAAAUAGUUUUUCCCAUUUUUUACGAUGUUGAUCCUUCUCAAGUGCGUAAGCAAAGUGGGAACUAUGGCUUGGCUUUUGCAAAGCACGAAGAACGUUUCGGGAAAGGUGAUAAAGUACAAAAGUGGAGAGAUGCUCUCACUAAAGUUGCAGAUAUGUCUGGAUGGGAUUUGCAAGGAAUCACCAACGGAUAUGAAUCCAAGUUUAUCGAUACAAUAAUCAAGGAGGUUCGGAUGAUAGUAAGACAAGUACCAAUGUUUGUGCCUAACACGGUAGGACUUGAUUAUCGUGUUGAGCAUGUGAUCCAGUUAUUGCUUGGGGAAUCUCAUGAUGGUGUCCGUAUGAUUGGGAUACAUGGUAUGGGAGGUAUUGGGAAGACAACUCUUGCAAAAGCGGUCUAUAACAGGCUUUUUGUAUAUUUUGAAAGGAGCUGCUUUCUAGAGAUAGAUUCAACAACUUUAGGGCAACAAGAUAAUGGAAUAAAUCUUGAGAAAGUAGACAAUCAAAUAAAAAUUAUACAAAAGCAGCUUUUUAAGAAGCUUUUUAAUGAGGAGAUCGACAUUGGCAGUAUAGACGAAGGAAUCAUGUUGAUGAAAAGGCGACUUCAAGCAAGAAAGUGUCUUAUUGUCCUUGAUAAUUUGGAGCAUAGAAAUCAAUUUAAUAAAUUAUGUGGAGGACGAGACUCGUUUGGAGGAGGAAGUACACUAAUUUUAACCACAAGAGAGGCACAUGUUUUUAAAGAGUUGAUUGUGGAUGAACACUAUGAAGUUAAGGUAUUGAACCAUGAGGAGUCUUUGCAGCUGUUUAGCCUACAUGCAUUUGGAGAGCAUGCGUUGCAAAAACAAGAUUAUAAUAAGCUUCUCAAUGGCAUAGUUGAUUAUUGUGAUGGACUUCCAUUAGCUCUUGAAGUUUUAGGGGCCUAUCUGUGUCAUAAAUCGCAAAAGGAGUGGAUUAGUACUUUAGAAAAAUUGAAAGGAAUUCCUCAUAAUGACAUUCAAGCUAAACUUAAGAUUAGUUAUGAUGGUCUUCCAGAUGAUCAUAUAAAAUCUCUUUUUCUUGAUCUUGUUUGUUUCUCCAAUGGAGUUUCUAAGGAGAAAAUUGAUAACAUGGGAUAUUUCUCAGACAUUGAAAUUCAAGACUUGGUUGACAAAUGCUUGAUAAAUUGUGAGUGGAUUGGGAUUAGUAUGCAUAGCUUAAUACGAGAGAUGGGGAGAGAAAUUAUUCGUUCGGAGUCACGCUACAAUCCUGGUGAGCGUAGUCGAUUGUGGUGUCCUUAUGAUAUCCAUGAUGUGCUUAUAGGAGAAAAGGGUACAAAAAAGAUUGAGGUGAUUGUAUUCAACUAUUCUCCUAUGAAAAAUGUGAAGUACAAUACAAAAGCAUUUAAGAACAUGGAGAAUUUAAGAAUUCUUGAAAUUGAUGAAGUCCAUCUUGAUGGAAAAUUCAAACAUCUAUCCAGUUCCAAGGUGCUUAGAUGUUUGCAAUGGAAUCAUUGCCCUUUGAAAUCUAUCAAUUUUCCAUCAAAUGGUUUUUUUGAGAAGCUUGUGAGUUUGGAAAUUGGGAAUAGCAACAUCAAAGAAUUUAAAGCCCCUCUAAAGUAUUUUCCUUGUCUCGAGUCGUUGGAUUUGUCUUGGUGCGAACAUCUCACAAGGACUCCGAACUUUAGUGGCUGUCAAAAUCUUCGUAAGUUAUCAUUUUUGGGAUGCUCAAAUUUGUUAAAGGUGCAUUCUUCCAUCGGAGAAUUGGGGAAAUUAGUUUCUUUAUGUUUUGGUGACUGUCAAAAGUUAAAGAAACUUCCAAAGAACGUCAGCCAUUUGCAGUCACUGCAAACUCUUCAUAUGUUCGGUUCGUUAGAACUUAAAGUAUCCCCUGAAAUUUUUGGAAAUUUAACCUCAUUACAAAGACUAAGUCUUGACCGUACCAGUACUUAUGGGGUGGUCUCCAACCUGUCUCAUUUGUUCAACCUUAAAUCAAUUUGGUCGAAUUUCUGCAAGAACCAACAAGUACUCCAACAACUUCCUCACACUGUUGAACUGCUCCAAUUGUAUCAUUGUGACAAUCUAAAAAUGAUCCAAGAGCUUCCACUUAACCUUAGGAUUAUUUCUUUAGAUAGUUGCACAAGUCUUAAAAUGCUUCCAAAACUUCCUCCAAAUCUUGAGAAAAUUACUUUAGAUGGUUGUGAAAAUCUUGUAAUGCUCCCAAAACUUCCUCUCAAACUUAAGACAAUUAGAUUAUCUAGUUGUAAAAAUAUUAAAAUGCUGACAGAAUUUCCUCCCAAUCUUAGGGAGAUUUUUUUAGGUGGUUGUGAAAAAUUUGAAAGGCUUCCAGAACUUCCUCCCAAUCUUUCUGAAAUUAGGUUAGAUGAUUGGAUAAACUUAAAAAUGUUCCCAGAACUUCCUCCCACUCUUAGAAAAAUUAGAUUAUAUAGGUGCAAGGAUCUUAAAAUGCUCCCAGAACUUCCUCUAGAUCUUUAUAAAAUUGAUCUAUGUAGUUGCAAAAACCUUAAAAUGCUUCCAAAAUUUCCUCCCAAUGUUACUAGAGUCUACGUAAAUGAUUGCCAAAACCUGAAAUUGCUCCCAGAACUUCCUCCAAAACUUCAAGAUCUUAGGGUUCAAAAUUGUGAGUUGAUUGAAAAAGUAUCAAACUUAUCAAAUUGUACGGGUUUGCUUCAUUUGCAUCUCAUCAAUUGCAAAAAGUUGAAGGAGUUUAAAGGUUGGGAGAAUCUUCAUUCCAUAAGGACAAUGGGGUUUGGAGGUGUUCCCCAUACCGAUUUCUCAGAAAGCAUUAAGGAGGUUUUAAAGCGCUCCAUGAAUUCCAAUGGUCUUCUUGCUUGUAAUGAAAUUCCUAGUUGGAUUAGAUGUCAGAAAGAAAAAUCGUCAAUAUCAUUUCAAUAUCCAUCAUCCAAUCAUACAUUGGAAUUUUAUGGAUUUGUUUUUUUGGUUGUGUUCAAUCCGGCUCCACUACUCCCACCACUUUAUUGUCAUUAUGACAUCAGAAUUGAAAAGCAUGAUUUCAAAGGCUUCCUACAUACAUGGUAUAAUUAUCAUGGGAUCCAAUUAGAAGUGGAAGGAAUUUCAUUUUUACAUGUCAUUACACCUAAUGAUCUUUACGAUUUUUAUGGGUAUAGAGAUAUAAAAGCUGGAGAAGUCUUCAAAGCUACACCUAUAACUGAAGUUUAUGAAGGAUUCUACAGAGAUAGGAUUAGAUCAUUCGGUGAACCAUGUUUGGUGAAGAAAAUAAGAGUUGAAGCAAGUGUGGUGAAGAAAAUAGGAGUUGAAGCAUUAUACAGAGAUAAAGAUGGCUCCCUACAACUUCUACCCCUCACUAAAGUUGGGUAGCUAGAACACUGAAGAAGAAGAAGAAUUUCUGGAAGCGCCAAAUAUCAGACCCAAAAAGAUUUUUUUGUUCAUGUUGUGCUCGAUGAUGGUAGAUGUUGGACAGAACAGAGCAGAGUGAAGUGACUGGAGCACUCUUCUUUUGUGCUUAAUGCAAAGUGCGUUGAGGGUGUGGUACAUGGUUAAUUUAGUACACGUGCCUUGUACUAGGUUGUGUCACUUGCAUUUCUCUGGUUGCAAAAAGUUGAAAGACUUUCAAGGUUGGGAGAAUCUUCAUUCCAUAUGGACAAUGAGAUUAGGAGGUGUUCCCCAUACCGAUUAUUUCUCGUAAAGUAUUAAGGAGUUGGAUUGGAUGUCAAAAAGAAAGAUCUGUCAGAGAAGAAAGUUCUGGAGUGCAGAUGGAAGAAAA
Molecule: messenger RNA, 4139 nt
Organism: Ipomoea nil (Japanese morning glory)
Lineage: Eukaryota; Viridiplantae; Streptophyta; Magnoliopsida; Solanales; Convolvulaceae
Product: TMV resistance protein N-like
Exons: 6
Coding region: 98-3733 (1211 amino acids)
Biological process (GO): defense response; signal transduction
Molecular function (GO): ADP binding; ATP hydrolysis activity
Source: RefSeq, a predicted model, not a curated record